Fusarium graminearum PH-1 is the source of this 639-nucleotide messenger RNA. RefSeq lists its product as uncharacterized. The coding region runs from base 1 to 639 and encodes 212 amino acids. The record is from RefSeq and is a predicted model, not a curated record. Lineage: Eukaryota; Fungi; Ascomycota; Sordariomycetes; Hypocreales; Nectriaceae. The transcript has a single exon.
AUGAUGAUUUCGCGGAAUUUGCCCAUCUCAAAUUGCUUUCGUUUGCCCCUUGAGUCUGAAAUCAAGACCGAUGCCCUUGUGGUUGACGUGCCUUUGCCUGUGUCCGAGAAAGAUGACAGAUCAAACCAGUCACUUCGUCUAUGCACAACGUGUAUUGAGUCGAAUGAACUUGAUUUUGAACAGCUCUCUGAAGUAUCUUAUCUUUUAAUAGGCAUGUGCUCUGGAGAGCAAUCAUUAGUGGGUGGGCUGGUGGGUGGCUAUUUGGGUGAAAAGGAUUUCCACCGCGAAGUAAUGAAAGGCUACGAUGACGUUUGGGACGAUGAGUCAUCGGCGGUACCACCAGUCUCAAAGUCUUCCCAGAAAGAUAUUACGUCUGGUAAAGGCAAAAGCAAAAGCAAAGGCAAAGGAAACAAAGGGAGCCCCCAUUCCGACAAAACCAGAAAAGGAGAGCAGUUGGACACGUUUCUUUAUACAGGGUUAAUCGAGACGGUUGCGUUGAAAGAAGCUCAGGCCACCACAGGUAGAUUAGGCCGUUUUGGAACAGGACUGAAGACUAAAUCUGGGUCGGAUAAUGUUGGGGUCAGCGAUCACUUUGGGAUCACUGUAGGCAUCAAGGUCAUCGAAAGAUUCAAACCCUAA